This is a messenger RNA of Pochonia chlamydosporia 170, 465 nucleotides long. RefSeq lists its product as hypothetical. Bases 1 to 465 code for a protein of 154 amino acids. The record is from RefSeq and is a predicted model, not a curated record. Lineage: Eukaryota; Fungi; Ascomycota; Sordariomycetes; Hypocreales; Clavicipitaceae. The transcript has a single exon.
AUGGACAUGAUGGUAAGUGAGGGCAUUCCCCGUGCACCCCAUUCAUUGCCUGCCGGCCGCGGGAGCCAGAGCAGGCGAUGCUUCCCCGAACAAAAACACAAAUUUCUUGCUCACCUUUUGUUGUCUGCAUUCGUUGCAAGCUCUCUUAACGCCGGGCUGGCGUUUCUUAUCAUGAUCAUGAUCGCCAUGAUCGUCGUCCAAAGGGCUACCGGGGCUGCUUUCAUGGGCGACAGGACCGCUUCGUUUCCUCUUAGGACCGCCAUUGCCAUGGCGAGAACUAGCUGGGCUCGUUGGACUCAGAGAUGCCCCUCCGCGGGCAACAAUUGGAGAGCCGUCCAUGCACCUGCGAAGGGCGCGACAGCGUCACAGCCGUCGCAGCUCACCAGCAACCUAAAAAAGGCCAAAGGCGGAAGACAGAGCCGGAGCCCAAAGAAUGUCAAGUGUGCGCGCCGAGCGGCGGGGUAG